Molecule: messenger RNA, 3316 nt
Organism: Dermacentor albipictus
Lineage: Eukaryota; Metazoa; Arthropoda; Arachnida; Ixodida; Ixodidae
Product: signal peptide peptidase-like 2B
Biological process (GO): membrane protein proteolysis
Cellular component (GO): cytoplasmic side of endoplasmic reticulum membrane; Golgi-associated vesicle membrane; lysosomal membrane
Molecular function (GO): aspartic endopeptidase activity, intramembrane cleaving
Source: RefSeq, a predicted model, not a curated record
CCUAUUCCCCCUGUAGAAGAAGAGGAACAGAUGUAUGCUACAUCGCUUGGCUUUUAGGGAACCCACACUGUGACGACGGCUUUCAGUUCCGGGAAACUUGCGGCAUAGAAUAAGAAGCCGCGACGGGAUAUCCGCCUUUGCCUUUCAUCACGUCAGCUCUCUGGUGCCGGGGCUUUUCAACUAAGCGUCGCGACGGCUACACUUACAGUGAAGACUUCGCACUUCCCCAACUACGUUCGUGAACGACACUCCAAGAAAGAAUGCCCUCCCCACGUCCAGUACUCUGCCAGAAGAGCCCACGCCACGACAGUCUUACAACGAGAGUGGUCGUGGUGCUCAUGCUCGUUGCCGUAUGUCAGGGCAAAAGUGGGAAGCUCGGAGUUGUUCGCGUGAUGAGAAACGAGACUUUUUCAUUUUGCCUCAAGUAUUUCCCUUCGUUCAAGGCGCUGCCAGAGGAUAAGUCGGAAGCGGAGGCCCGACAGCUCGUGGACAUGACGGCUCAGAAUGGGUGCCUGCCACUGCGUAAGAUCAACCUGACCGACAAAGUGGCGCUCAUUCGGGACUUGGGACAGUGUCCACUCGAGACUGUUGCCAAGAACUUCCGCGAGGUCAAGGCCUAUGGUCUAGUUGUAGGCCUCUCCGGCAGCAAACUUGACGACGUUGUCUAUGACAGGCAAUCACCUGAGCCUCUCGACAUUGUUGUCGGGUUUGUCAACAGAAGAAGUUUAGGAAAGUUGAUGAAACUGAUGACGCCGAAGGAACCGCUGCUUACUCAGCUCUUUACAAAGGAGCCUGAGGUCGACAAAGGGCUCCUCAUCGUUUGGUCGAUCGCUACAUUCAGCGUUGCCAUGGGCGCCUUGUGGGCAGGAGUCAUCAGUCACCAGCUUUACCGCUACCAGGCCUACAAGGCGAGCCGGCCCGCGGCUGCCGCGGAGGAAUCCCAGCACGAGGGCCGACGAGCGAGCGUCGACGAAAACGGCGAGGUGAUGAAGAAGCCCGAAGAGAUCGACAUUGAGGAGGACAUCGACCUGCAGUUUACACCCAAGGCUAUGGUCUUAUUUGUCGCCUUCAUGUGCGGCGCGUUGAUCGUGCUCUACCUCUUCAUCCAGUAUCUCGUGUACGUGAUCAUUGGCAUGUUCGUGCUCGCGUCGACAGUUGCUCUCAUCGGAGUUCUUGAACCCUUGUUCUACAUGCUGCCUUUUGGCACGGCAAGGCUGCCAAACUACGCAUUCCCCUGCUUCUACGGCUCACUGGAAGUGCGCCAGGUGUUCCUGAUCCUGUUUUCCAUUGGCCUGGCCUUUUCGUGGGUCGUCAUCCGCCACAACUCUAAAUCUUGGCUGCUCCAGGAUUUCUUGGGCGUCGUAUUCAGCAUCUACAUGAUCAAAACCUUGCGCCUGCCUAACCUCAUGGUUAUCUGCGUUCUGUUGGUCUUGCUUUUUUUUUACGAUAUUUUCUUCGUAUUCGUCACACCAUACCUGGUUCCGAAAUCAACGCCACACAACCAGACAGGCAGUUUCGCCAAGUCAUCAGGUAAAGGAGACAGCAUUAUGGUGGAAGUGGCCCGAGGCGGCGGCAGCGACGAGCAGAUACCAAUGGUUAUGCGGGUGCCGCAUUUGAGCAACGAGGACAUCGGCGCUUGCUUCGGGGAGUACUCUGUGCUCGGAUUCGGCGACAUCCUCAUUCCCGGUUUUCUCGUGGCGUACGUGCACAGCUUCGACUUGAUAGCGUCCCAGGGUUGCCUCUAUUACGUGACUAGCGUAACCGCCUACGGCGCCGGUCUCGUAGUCACGUUCAUCGGCCUCUACGUAAUGAAGAUGGCCCAGCCCGCCCUGCUGUACCUCGUUCCCGCGACGUUGAUUCCUGUCAUUCUCGUCGCGUGGUGCCGCGGGGAGCUUCGGGAAAUCUGGUACGGAAUCAAGCUUGAGACGCCUUUCCCCUCCGAGGAGGAACCGGAGCCCCCCGCAGACUCGUUCAAGAGGAGGCGCUCCCAGGACGACGAGGCGCAGCGUGGCCCUCCGCGUCCCGCGGCAGCCGCCGCCACCGAGCCGCCUCCGCAACUCCCCGUCCCGCCGCAGCGGUCCGCCCUGUUCCCCGUGCACCGCUUCGCGCAACCCGCGCCGCACGUGCCAGCAUCGCCGUUGUUUCACGUGCCUGCGCGAUACUUCUGAACAAUAUGUAGGCUCACUAAGCGAGAAAACACGUCUGACCUUGACCUAUACCGGCACGUGCUUGCAUACGUGCGUAUUUGAGCGUUGAUAUUGUAACUUAAGCAGCCAUUUCUAGACGGCGUCGCGUACUAAAGUGAUUUCGAGAACAUCCGUCUACAAAGCACCGCCAUACUCGUCUUUCUUUUGCUAAUCUCAUCGCACAACAGUGUUUUUUCGUCGUGUAUAAAAUAAAAAAAGCCUAUAGAACCCAUCCCACGAUAAAUGACAUGGCCGUUAAUGCGAUUCACAUGAAGCAAGGGGGAGACACACCGUAAUGCCAACGCCUAAACGUGUGUACCAGCCGGGCUCCUCUCUCGCACUUCCCACUGCACACGCUGCGCCAUCUAGCGGAGCCACAAUAAAGCCCGCGCGUGGCGCGGCUUCGAGUCUGCCGAGCAUCGAAUAAGUUGAGAGGAUAUUUUUUUUGUCUUUGUAGAGCGGCAUAUACCCAGUGGCACACACCUACUCGCCCAAGUAGGCGUCAGAGAGGUGCACUGAAGAGCGGCACAGACCGAGUGGCCCACAACCAAUGCUCCAAGCCGGCGUCGAAGAGGUGCACUGAUGAGCGGCACAUAACUCAGCAGCACAUAUCCACUGCCGCAUUCCCAGUGACCCAUGUAUAGGCGUCAAAGAGGUUCGCUGAAGAGCGGCACGUAAGUGCAUGGUGCCACAUAGAUCAAAAAGACCAGUUGUAGCCCAUUAAGUAUGCUACAGGUUUGCUUAUGUAUACUAACAAUAAACAGGCUUAAUAUGUAUAUUAGUCCAUGCACACAGCAGUCCAAUGGGUAGUACAUACAUUUUUUAUGCGAUUUGGCACGCCUUCGCUGAGAGCGCACUACAACUUCUUUCAUUGUGGCUCAGCUCUGCUGCGGGCUAACCGCAUAUCGUUUCAUGAGAGCAGGUUAGUGUUUCACGUUUACCACAAAUUAAUGAUAUAGCGCCAUUUACAGUGCAUAAUUAGGUCUCGACACUUUUGUGUAUUCUGUUCACUAUAGUUCUAUAGCUUAGAUUCGGGCUGCAUACUGUAGUAUUUUGUAUGUUUUAAGCAGUUACGUUUAUUUGUAACGUUUUGGCAACUGUAUGACAUUAUAUAUUAGAGGUGAAAUGAG